Closterium sp. Yama58-4 is the source of this 1470-nucleotide messenger RNA. The record is from the annotation of a GenBank genome assembly. Lineage: Eukaryota; Viridiplantae; Streptophyta; Zygnematophyceae; Desmidiales; Closteriaceae.
AUGGCGGCUGCAGCAGGCGGAGUGGCAGCAGCAGGGGGAGGGGGAGAAGAGGCCAGUGGGGGAGCGGCAUUCCCGUGUGGGGCGGGGGUGGCGGCAGCAGCAGCGCAGCGGUACCGGCGGUACCAGCUGCGGUCGUUUGUGGAGGCGAGUGAGAGCGUCAAGUGGUGCCCCUCGCCCGGCUGUGACUUCGCCAUCCACGCUGAAGGGGGCGCGCCCAUCUCCCGCGCCCUGCCAGGCGCGGGCGCGCGCGGGGGGAAGCUGAAGGGGGUGAUGGCGGAGGAGGAGGAGGAGGGCGGAGGGGGAGGGGCGGUGUGGGGCGGGAGCAGGAGCCGGGACGUGCGGUGUGCGUGUGGGCACGAGUGGUGCUGGCACUGCCUGCAGGAGCCCCACCGGCCAGUUGACUGCGAACUCGUGCGCAAAUGGGUCGUCAAAAACAGUGCGGAGUCGGAGAACAUGAAGUGGAUUCUGGCGAACAGCAAGGCGUGCCCGCGGUGCCAGCGGCCGAUAGAGAAGAACCACGGGUGCAUGCACAUGACGUGCUCGCCGCCGUGCCGCCACGAGUUCUGCUGGCUCUGCCUUGGCGACUGGAAGGACCACGGCGAGGGCACCGGCGGGUUCUACGCCUGCAACCGCUACGAGACCAGCAAGAAGAAGGGCGAGUACAACGUGGAGGAGGAGCGGCGGCAGCGCGCGCGGCAGUCACUGGAGCGGUAUCUGCACUACUUUGAACGGUGGGCCAGCAACGAACAGUCGUGGCGGCGCGCACAGGAGAGCCUCAAAGAGGUGGAGCAGCACCAGGCGGAGCAGCUGAGGGGGCUGAUGGGGUUACCAGCGGCGCAGAUGAAGUUUCUAUCGGAGGCGUGGCAGCAGAUCAUAGCGUGCAGGCGCAUGCUCAAGUGGACCUACGCCUAUGGCUUCUACCUCUCCGACCACCAGCCCGCCCGCCGCAACCUCUUUGAGUACCUCCAGGGCCAGGCAGACGCAGCGUUGGGGUGGCUGCACAAGGCGGCAGAGAAGGAUGUGGAGGCGUUUGUGCCCUCGCACUUCAAGGGCUCCUUCGACGCGCACGCCAACCCCACCCCCGCCGCCCUCUCCCCCCAGCACCGCCUGUCCGAGUUCCUCGCCUUCCGCUCCCACCUCACGCGCCUCACGGCCGUCACGCGCACCUUCUUCCAUAACCUGGUUACCGCGCUUGAAUCCGGACUCUCGGAGAUUCCCGAGGAUGUGCCGACAGGGGAGGGGGAUGCUGGGGGCGCACGUGGGAAGAAGUUUGUGGCUGUUGAUGUAUCAAAGAGCAGAGUCUCACUGGCAGUGGCAGUUGGAGAGCAUUGUGUGGAGCGUGUGGGCAUGAGGGCAGGUGUAGAGGAGUGGUACGGGCAGCCCUACAUGGAGGUCUGGUGCAAGGCACUGCCUGUGCCCCUGCGGCUGCGUGCACCCAGUGCUGCGUGCACAACAGGCACACGGGCGUAG